CUAUCUUAUUUUUGUUUUCUUCCCAUAGAACAAUUUCAAGAUUUUCGUUGCUUCCCUCGUUUUCUUCAUUUAGCUGUGAAUGAAUUGGAGAUCUUUUUACAGUUGCUUCCUUCUUUGCUUGUCAUCCAUCAAUCACGGCCCAUCUCACACCACAUAUUCAGCAACAUAUCAGCCUAGCUGUUUUCUAAUCUUUUGCUUCAUUUGGAUAAAGAAAUAUAGGCUUAUGUGGCUUGUCUCAACCAUUAAAUCUUGUUCAAGGAUUCUAAUCAUCAUGCUUCACGUGUUUGUUUUGUCCCCUCAUUUCAUUUUCAAAGUGUAUUAUUCUCUCAUCCCAUCUCUUUGGUCAAUCCGUUCCUUCGGCCAGCGUUAAAUUCUAUAACUCUUUCUUGUUUUCUGGAAUCAAUGUUGCUUUGAUAGUUACAAUUGUUUUGUUUUACAUCUGUGACCGAGGAUAUUUAUAUUAUAUUAAGGAGUUGGUACCGUUAAACCAGUGGGGUUGUGGUCGGUCGUCUGAAGUUGUUGAGAGUUUUGGAUACUGUCUUAAAUGGAGUGCAGCCUUUUUAGUUCAAAGUCGAUGCCAAUGUCCGAGAUAGCACACAUGGAAAGGACAUAUUCAAGCCAGCUUUCGAGUUUCAGGCCACAAUUCUGUACUUGCAGAGGUAUAUCUCCAAAGGCUUCUUAUUCAAGUACUCCGAAUAACACCUAUAUGCCAAAGAAAGCUCCUAGUCCAGUUGACCAAGAAAAAAUUGGAGCAGGAAAUUUACUAUAUCAGAUUAAUGGAACAAAUUCAUCUUUGUUCUCGAGAAAUAUGAGAACACUAGAUGCUUUUGAUGAUGAAUAUGGUGGAGUCAUUGUUGAUUCAGAAAGAUUACCGGCUAAUCCAAACGUCUUUGCUUUUAUGCUUCGUUUCUCAAUUUCUCACUGGAAGGCAGAGGAAAAGAAGGGAAUUUGGCUUAAGUUGCCAGUGGAAAAAUCAGAUCUAGUUCCAGUUGCUGUCAAGGAAGGAUUUGAGUAUCACCAUGCAGAGAGAGAAUAUGUAAUGUUAACUUACUGGCUACCUGAAGGACCUAGCAUGCUUCCUGCUAAUGCUUCACAUCAAGUAGGGGUUGGAGGGUUUGUCAUCAAUGACAAAAAUGAGGUUCUUGUAGUACAAGAGAAAUACUGUGCUCCAACAUUUACUGGGCUUUGGAAAAUACCAACCGGUUUCAUCGUUGAGUCAGAGGAGAUUUUUACAGGAGCUGUAAGAGAAGUCAAGGAAGAAACUGGGAUUGAAACUGAGUUUGUGGAAGUUGUAGCAUUCAGGCAUGUGCACAAUGUGGCCUUUGAAAAGUCAGAUUUGUUUUUCAUCUGCAUGCUGAAACCUCUAUCAACUCAGAUUAUGGUUGAUGAUCAUGAAAUUCAAGCAGCCAAAUGGAUGCCUUUAGUUGAGUUUGUGGAGCAACCACUAAUUCAAGAAGAUUGUAUGUUCAAGAAAGUCAUUGAUAUCUGCAUCGCCCGUCUAGGGAAGCGUUAUUGUGGAUUAUCUGUACAUCAAUUGGCUUCUAGGUUUGAUGGCAGAACAUCUUCGCUAUACUAUAAUGUUGUUGACUCACAAAAUAUCAACUGUAUAGGCAACUGAAACAAUGCAAGGCGUUGCAAGCAGUGCUCAUCUCGGCCCUUCUUGUUGCCCUUGUGGAAUUUAUUUGUUUUCAUUCAACACCAGGGUAAGAAUCCAAUGGGGCUUCAGAUUGACACUACUACCAUUUUUGCAAAGAACGCAGCUGAUUUAUAACCUGUAAUUACACAUAUCUUUCUAUCGUAAAUAUGCCAUUGAAUGUAUAAAUAUGGUAACUUUUAAUGUGUGAUUAUCUCUCUUUUCUUGUUUCUUAUUGCUUGGACUUUCAUGUUUCUUUUCCUUCAUGAUGAACAAAAUUUUGGCAUUUUUUAUGUGAAGGAUAAUGCACAGAAAAAUACUUUUAGGGACCACUGUUGGUGCAAAAUUAUAGAAUUUCAAUGGAUUUACUAAAAUUACAUUCAAAUGGAAAUUAAAGAU
Durio zibethinus is the source of this 2032-nucleotide messenger RNA. RefSeq names its product nudix hydrolase 8-like. Gene Ontology annotation, molecular function: ADP-ribose diphosphatase activity; NAD binding; NADH pyrophosphatase activity. NCBI's taxonomy places the organism in Eukaryota, Viridiplantae, Streptophyta, Magnoliopsida, Malvales, Malvaceae. The record is from RefSeq and is a predicted model, not a curated record.